Molecule: messenger RNA, 805 nt
Organism: Musa acuminata subsp. malaccensis (wild Malaysian banana)
Lineage: Eukaryota; Viridiplantae; Streptophyta; Magnoliopsida; Zingiberales; Musaceae
Product: transcription factor bHLH162-like
Biological process (GO): regulation of transcription by RNA polymerase II
Cellular component (GO): RNA polymerase II transcription regulator complex
Molecular function (GO): RNA polymerase II transcription regulatory region sequence-specific DNA binding; protein dimerization activity; DNA-binding transcription factor activity, RNA polymerase II-specific
Source: RefSeq, a predicted model, not a curated record
AGAGAGAGAGAGAGAGAUGAAGGCCAGUGCUGGAGUUGAAGGUGCCAAGAUCGAGAGGAGGACUGUGGAGAGGAACAGGAGAAUCUGCAUGAAGAAUCUCUGCUUCAAGCUGACCUCCCUCAUCCCCAGAGACACAACCAUGUCCAAGCGUGCCAUGAGAGACCAAGAUCAGUUGGACCAAGCUUUCAACUACAUUAAAGAGCUGCAAGGGAGAGUAGAGAAGCUGAAACAGAAGAAGGAAAUGAGGAGAAUGACGGCAGACUUACACUUCCUCCUGGUUGAAGUGAGAAGCAUGGAUUCUACCCUACUGGUGUCUUUCGUUUCCGGGUCGAGAUCAAGUUACAUGUUUGGCAAGGUUAUCGGGGUCCUCGAGGAAGAAGGUGCUGAAGUCAUCAGUGCCAGUUUCAAUCUUGUGGGUGGCAGGAUCUUCCACACCAUUCACUGUCAAGCUUUUUGUUCAAGAAUUGGUUUGGAGCCAUCAAGUGUAAAUGAGAAAUUGAAGAAGUUGGCUUGUUGAGGAUGCAACCUGCAAGAUUACUUCAAAACAUGGAAUCUUUACAAAGUGUCACAAUAGUUUCAUGUGACUGAACUGUUAUUAUGCAAAUCAAACUUUGAAUCAGGAUUCUUCUUAGAAGCUAAAAUAUAAUUGAUAUCAUGGAAUAAUGGACACUGUGUUUGUUCUUAUCCAGUUGGUAAUAGCCCUAUGUGAGGCUAAGUUUGAUGUUUAUGCUAAAGUCCCUUAAUUAUGUAUGUGUAAAAGUGUGCACAUUGUAAUAAGAUUACAAUAGUGAAUGACAACUAUUCC